AUGAUCACUAAACAGUCAACAGACAAACUACUACGUACAUUCAAAGCAAUAGAACAUGUCUUACAGCUACACUUUGCAACUUCUGUGACAAAUCCGUCACUCGUAAAGAUUUUACAACAAGCGACAGAGCUUUUGGGGAGAAAAGUUGAGGUGAAGGAAGUACAGCAAAUCCUUACUGUUGUUUCGGCUUAUUCAUUGCCUAUUGUAGAUGGAGAUCUCACUAUAAAACUAGAGGAGAUUGGUCAGAAUCGAAUAGCAGUUUUUGGAGAUAAGGUACAAUUAUAUGUGGAAUCGCAUCCAGAACAGCUGGGAUUCCCACAGUUGGAAUUGUCAAAAGUAACUACGCAAAGCUCGACGCCCUCGUCUUCGCCGCAAAAGGUUGUCAAACCAACUAAAUUUCAAUCAGCAAAUACUUCACCAUCCAAAUCCAGGAGUCCGACAAAAAUUGGCCGGUUUGACGACUUAAAAAAUGCAAGGUCAAAGUUUCAAUUUACCGAAAAGGAUGCCAAGGUGGAAAGUGCAAAGAGUGAUGGCCUCUCUUUACUUGAAAGAAUCCGGCUAAAAGAACAACGAAAUGCAAAUUUAAAAAAUUCAGCCAUGAGUCCCGAAAUGAAGUACCAGCAAUAUUUGUUUGGUAAAAUCCAUGUUGUUUACGACGCCGUAUAUCAUCUUUUGGGGGAACAACUGGAACUAGAACAGAAACUGCAGAGGACGUUUGCUAUGAGCCAAGUGGAGCAAAUUGUGAUGGAUACCUUGGAUCAUCCAAUGGGCAAGAAUGAAAUUUACGAUACCAUAAAGCUUCUUGCACAGAAGCUUAGUAAAUUUGUUGUCGUUGAAAAGAAUGAUGUUCGAAUAUUGAAAGUUUCCAACUUGAACAGGGAAGUUGAUCUUGCGCAGUUUAAAUGA
Molecule: messenger RNA, 906 nt
Organism: Lodderomyces elongisporus
Lineage: Eukaryota; Fungi; Ascomycota; Pichiomycetes; Serinales; Debaryomycetaceae
Exons: 1
Coding region: 1-906 (301 amino acids)
Source: RefSeq, a predicted model, not a curated record